Molecule: messenger RNA, 1498 nt
Organism: Yamadazyma tenuis ATCC 10573
Lineage: Eukaryota; Fungi; Ascomycota; Pichiomycetes; Serinales; Debaryomycetaceae
Gene: pis1
Product: CDP-diacylglycerol--inositol 3-phosphatidyltransferase
Biological process (GO): phosphatidylinositol biosynthetic process
Cellular component (GO): Golgi apparatus; membrane
Molecular function (GO): CDP-diacylglycerol-inositol 3-phosphatidyltransferase activity
Source: RefSeq, a predicted model, not a curated record
AGUUUUGAACGGAAUCAUAUUGAUGAAUCGAAUAUUGUAGAGGCAAAUUGACCAACCUACAAGUAUUCUCCCGUCUUCCCGUAUACAAGCUUCAAAAUGUCUAGCAAUUCCAAGUCGUCGACGACAGUGUCCAUCAAAGAUGUGUUUUUCUUCAUCCCCAAUUUAAUCGGGUAUUUCAGAGUGCUUACGGCAAUUGCUUCAUUUGUUACCAUGAAAAACCAUCCUUAUUACACUUUUAUAUUGUACGGAAUAUCCGGGUUCUUGGAUGCGUUUGAUGGGUAUGCCGCCAGAAAAUAUAAUCAAGGAACCCGUUAUGGGGCUGUUUUGGAUAUGGUGACAGAUAGAUGUGCAACUUCGUCUUUGAUAUGUUAUUUGUGUGUGAUUUAUCCCCAAUACUGUUUUAUCUGGCAAUUGUUGGUGUCGUUGGACUUGGCAUCCCACUAUAUGCAUAUGUAUGCCAUGAUGUCCACCGGAUCGGCCUCCCAUAAGAAUGUGGGUAAAGAACAAUCGAGAAUAUUGUCUCUUUACUACACAAAUAGAAAGGUGUUAUUUGUUGUGUGCCUUGUUAAUGAGUUGUUUUAUGUGGCAUUGUACUUACAUUCGUUCCAAUUCUUUUGGUUGGGAACUGUCUUGGCCUGGUUGAGUGUACCUAUCUGGGCAUUCAAACAGUUUGCUAAUUUGGUCCAGUUGAAGGCUGCUGCUAUUAUUUUGGCGUCAAUGGAUGCUGCUGAAAAGUCAAAGCCCAAGAACGCCUAGAAUGGUAGCUCCAGUUAUUUAUUCUACUUCUCCACAUGACUUUUGCUUAUAUAUAUAGUUUAUCCAUUACUCAUUAUGCGAUGAAGCCAGAGCUUCUCUCUUGUAUACUCUUUUUGAUGAGCCGAUCAACAAGCCCUUGCCCGUGUUCAAGUAGUUCUGGGGAUUUUUGGAUGACGGCCACCUGUUUCUCCAACUCGAAACACUUGUGUAACAUCAUUAAAUUAGAGGUUUUCUUGAACCCAUUUAUACUCACAUUCAAAUACCGAAGUAAUUGAUUGAAAAUGACUUUAUUCGUAGAACCCACUUCCUCAAGAAGGGUUGGCAGUUUGAGGAUAUAACAGCAGGAUCUGGAAAGCUCGUAGUAUGCCAUAGACGAAAACUCCAUAUUUUGCACCAGAAGAGUUGUGGUUAAUUUGGAUCUUAAAACGUUAUAUGCAUCCACAAAGCUCUCGGAGUUGUUCAAGAUGGAAGAAAAUAUUAUGGUUCCUUCUACCACAAUGGAAAUGAACCCAACUUUCUUAGCGUGUUCCAACUGUUGUACCAACAAGGAAAGGGUUCUCAUAUGGGCACCUGAUUCGGUGAAAAUCCUACAUUUAAGCAAGUUCAAUCUCAUAUUAGCGAGCAUAUUGGACUUAUUCUGGGACAUCUGGGUCUCCAUUUGGUUCAGGUAUAAGAAUAUCGAGUUUAAGGCCUUGGAGUUGUUGCCGAUGGCACUCUGCACUUGGGCAUUAAGAUGAACUAA